Arabidopsis arenosa is the source of this 1433-nucleotide messenger RNA. The record is from the annotation of a GenBank genome assembly. NCBI's taxonomy places the organism in Eukaryota, Viridiplantae, Streptophyta, Magnoliopsida, Brassicales, Brassicaceae.
AUAUCCAUAUCCAUAAACCUUAAAGCUUUCCAACAGUUUUAGACAUAAACACUUAAAAGAUGGAAAAGAGUGUUGUUGUCCUCUGCCUCCUUUUGUUUUCAGCUUAUAGUUACGUCUCGGCUCAUAACUAUUCACCGAAAACCUUAGUAUCAACCGUCUCUAAGAACCCAAUCUUGCCUAUCUUCACCUUCACACUCAACAAAAACCAAGAGUUUUUCAUUCACAUCGGCGGACCUUAUCUUGUCCGCAAAUGCAACGAUGGUCUCCCUCGUCCCAUCGUCCCUUGCGACUCCCCGGUGUGUGCUCUUACUCGUGGAGUUAGCCCUCACCAAUGCCCUCUUCCCACCAACACAGUCAUCAACGGAGUGUGUGCUUGCCAAGCAACCGCCUUUGAGCCAUUCCAACGUCUAUGUAACUCUGACCAAUUCACUUAUGGAGAUUUAUCCAUUUCUUCUCUAAACCCUAUAUCUCCCUCGGUUACGUUCAACAACGUUUAUUACCUAUGCAUCCCCAAGCCGUUCCUCGUGGACUUCCCUCCUGGUGUUUUCGGCCUUGCGGGGCUUGCACCUACCGCUCUGGCCACAUGGAACCAGCUGACUCGACCUAGACUCGGACUCGAGAAGAAGUUUGCGUUGUGUCUUCCUUCUGAUGAAAACCCUAUGAACAAAGGUGCUAUUUACUUUGGUGGAGGUCCAUACAAGCUCAGAAACAUUGAUGCAAGAUCCAUGCUCUCUUACACUCGAUUGAUUAGAAACCCUAGAAAACUCAACAACUAUUUCUUGGGACUCAAGGGUAUUUCCAUUAAAGGGAAAAGGAUCUUGCUUGCCCCAAACGCUUUUGAUUUCGACCGCAACGGUGACGGAGGCGUGACUCUAAGCACCGUUUUCCCUUUCACUAUGUUAAGAAGCGACGUAUACAAAGUCUUUAUUGAAGCAUUCGCACAAGCCACGUCGGAUAUUCCACGUGUCAUUAGCACGACACCCUUGGAGUUUUGUCUUAAGUCAACGACAAAUUUCCAAGUGCCUCGGAUCGAUCUAGAGCUAGCUGAUGGGGUGAUUUGGAAAGUGUCUCCCGCAAACGCGAUGAAGAAGGUCAGUGAUGACGUGGCUUGCUUGGCUUUCGUCAACGGAGGAGAUGCGGCGGCGCAGGCGGUGGUGAUCGGAUUACAUCAGAUGGAAAAUACUUUGGUGGAGUUUGACGUUGGAAGAUCUGCUUUUGGAUUUAGUUGUUCUUUGGGUUUGGUCAACGCUUCAUGCGGUGACUUUCAAACACGGGCAUGAGAACGUAAAAGAACUUGAUAGUUGGCAUUCUCUUGUGAAUUGUGAUUGAAUAUUUAUUUGUUAGUUUGUUGUAAACAAUAAUUGUCAAGUGUGGUUUUAAAAAUUUUAGUCAAUAAUGAAUGUCAAAGAAUGUAAUAAAACAUAAGUUUUUUU